UGCGGUUGUUAAGCGAGGACUACCUGUAGAGUGGCCUUGAUUCGGGCAGUUUAUCCAUCCAUAAACCUUCAUCUGACAUUCCUGACCUUCUCUUGCCUUGUCUGUCUGCCCCUCUUCUUUCCAGGAAAAAAAAAGAAAAAAAAUAGCCUACGGAAAAAAUCAGCCGGGCAGAAGAAAUCCUUGGAGGUGGGGAAGACAGGCUUGAAGUCCCGGUCUGAAAGUACCAAGAUCACGGUGAUUUGGCGACGUUGGUCUACCUUCAGCAGCACCCGCGAUUCCUUUAAGAGUAACAAGAGUCUGGAGGGAGAGGCAGCUGGACCCAGUGACAAAGUUGCUCAGACCUCUCAGAUUUCCAGCUCCAGUGGCUAGGCCAUGGGGCUUAUGAUGAAGAGAUCUGGAGAGAAAAGCUAACAUGUGUUACGGCGGCUAGGUUUGACAUAUCUGCCCCAGGUUAUGAGCCCCCAUGAAUACGAGGAGACGCCACGGCUCCCGAAACACUGAGCAGGGCGUUUACCUGGGACCAUCCCAGACACAGGCUUUCCCUCCGCUUGGUGCCCCUCCUGCUGCUGCUGCUGCUGCUGCUGCUACCCACGUCACCCCUCCUCAACCUCAGUGGGACGCCAUGUCGUGUCAAGAUCGGACCCAGGAGUUCCACUCGGCCUGCAAGUCCUUGCAAAGCAGAGAAAAUGGGUUUCAUGGGAACAAGCCAGCGCCGAGUGGAGCCAUGCGGCAAAGAAGUGAAUUCACUCUCAUGGCCAAGCGCAUUGGAAAGGAUCUCAGCAACACCUUUGCCAAGCUAGAAAAGCUAACAAUUUUGGCCAAACGGAAAUCGCUCUUUGAUGACAAGGCGGUGGAGAUAGAGGAGCUGACUUACAUCAUCAAGCAGGACAUCAACAGCCUGAACAAACAGAUUGCACAACUCCAGGAGUUUGUCAAAGCCAAAGGCAGUCAGACUGGAAGGCAUGUGCAAACACACUCCAACACUGUGGUAGUUUCCCUGCAGUCCAAGCUGGCUUCCAUGUCCAAUGAUUUCAAGUCUGUUUUGGAGGUGCGGACAGAGAAUCUGAAGCAGCAGAAGAGCCGGCGAGAGCAAUUCUCCCGUGCCCCGGUGGCCACCAUGUCGCUUUCUGCAAACAACCUGGUGGGCUCCAGCGUGCUUCAGGACGAGCGGCGGUACUCGGGAGAUGUGGCCAUUGACAUGGACAAUCGGACGAGCCAGCAGUUGCAACUAAUCAAUGAACAGGAUUCAUACAUCCAGAGCCGGGCGGACACUAUGCAAAACAUCGAAUCUACAAUCGUCGAGCUGGGCUCCAUAUUUCAGCAACUGGCACACAUGGUUAAAGAACAGGAAGAGACUAUCCAGAGAAUCGACGCCAACGUGGAAGACGCACAGCUGAACGUGGAAGGCGCGCACAUGGAAAUCCUGAAAUACUUCCAGUCGGUGUCCUCCAACCGGUGGCUCAUGGUGAAAAUCUUCCUCAUCCUGAUCAUCUUCUUCAUCAUCUUCGUCGUCUUCCUGGCCUGAUGGAGGAGGUGGCUCGACUGCCCGUCCCCUUCCUCCUCCUUCCUGCGCCGCGAUGGACGCAGGACUCUUCCGCUCUUUUGUGGAGCUGGCCGGCGGGAGGGGGAGGGUCGUCCCCGCCCCGUCCCCGCGCCGAAGACCCCUGCCCUCACUUUGCUGCAGCCCCUUGGCCCGAAGCCAGGUUGCCCUGAUGGGAGUGCAAUAGCAUCUGGACUCUUCUGUGAAGGGCUGUGCCCCAGACCGCUCCUCCCCAAACGGGGCUCAGCCCAGCGGGUGGGUGGGAUGCAGUGGGACCAGCAUCUUCCCCCUCCCCUUCCCCUAUGCCAUGUAUAUUUUCCCAAGCCCUGACGUGCUAACAAGAACCCUCCCUUCUAUUUUUUUUAACAAAUAUAUUAUGAGCAUACAAGAAUGGAAUUUAACAUCAACUCCUUCCUCCUCGAUACACCAUGAGGAGAGCCGGAUUUUUAGGAUCCGGAGGAGGCCUGGGCCUUUGGCCACCACACCCAGCGGGCUGGAUUCCCUGCCUCGUUUUAGCCUAUUUAAGUCGUCUUUUUUUUUUUUUUGUUUCUCUGUUGGGACAAGUUUUUAACCUUUGCCGGCCCAUGAGUAGACCAGGCCCUUUGCCAAGCGUGUGGUCCUGCCCUCUUUUUCCCUCUAUAUGUGUUCUUGAGAAGGCAGGUUUGUGCCAUGUUCGAGCCUUCCUGACCAAGUACGGUUUCUUGAAGCUAAACUGAGGUGGCAGAGUGGCGGAUCAGAUCUUGCCCACCCUUGGACUGGAAACAAGGUUCAGUCUUCCACAAGCUACCCUCCUCAUCCCUCCCCUCCCUCCCUCCCUCCCUCCCUCCCCAGAUUUCCUCCCUGGUGCAAGAGCGAGGCAUCUGUGGACCUUGAACCAUUGACGGCUUGCAGCUCUCAGCCUGGUUAAUUGCAAGGAGCUCUGGGUGUUUAGUUCAGCAGCACGGGACGAGGUGAGGCUUUUCCGCCUCCCCUUGCUGUCGAGCGUUUCGGAUUCCACGGUGUCCUCCUUUCCCGAGAGCAGAGAAAGCCUGCCAGCUUUCCCAAACCUACUAAUUUUUACACUACUCGAGAAUAAUAAAAUUAUUAAGCUUUAA
Molecule: messenger RNA, 2634 nt
Organism: Candoia aspera
Lineage: Eukaryota; Metazoa; Chordata; Lepidosauria; Squamata; Candoiidae
Gene: STX5
Product: syntaxin 5
Exons: 11
Coding region: 464-1525 (353 amino acids)
Biological process (GO): intracellular protein transport; endoplasmic reticulum to Golgi vesicle-mediated transport; vesicle fusion
Cellular component (GO): SNARE complex; Golgi membrane; endomembrane system
Molecular function (GO): SNARE binding; SNAP receptor activity
Source: RefSeq, a predicted model, not a curated record